Messenger RNA from Ogataea haglerorum, 3270 nucleotides. RefSeq lists its product as uncharacterized. The record is from RefSeq and is a predicted model, not a curated record. Bases 1 to 3270 code for a protein of 1089 amino acids. Gene Ontology annotation, cellular component: GARP complex. Gene Ontology annotation, molecular function: syntaxin binding. Gene Ontology annotation, biological process: retrograde transport, endosome to Golgi; Golgi to vacuole transport. NCBI's taxonomy places the organism in Eukaryota, Fungi, Ascomycota, Pichiomycetes, Pichiales, Pichiaceae. The transcript has a single exon.
AUGCCCUCAAAUGACAUAUCAUCAGCUGGUGAGCCAACUGAAAGGGCAAACGAGCUGGAUAUUGAGAGGAGGAAUUCGCCAGCAAAUCAGAUUUUGAUUAACGUGGGCGCCGAGGCAACUGACGAAAAUAGUGGAAUUACAAAGUCAACAGGCAGUGAUACGUCUCCAGGGUUGAAUGACGACUUAGUUAGUUUUGGACAUGAUCAUAAUGGGUCUCAAUCCUUCAUCAGCUGGAGGGCGGCAUAUCAUCAUCAGCAUUCUGCUUCUUCUUUAUCAUCCUUUGCUCAGAAGCAUGACUCUUCAAUACUUCUAGGCGUGAAUACAUUAUCCGAACCAAGCAUAUCUCCAUUAGGCAAAAACUCGAUUUUUGAGCUUGUCCAAAAUAUAAACUACAAUCAGCGGGCUACCAGUUCCGGGCAGCUCCUUCUUGGCAGUGCCCAAGCUCUAGUGAAUCUGAAAGGGCCUACAAAUAGAGAUAUACCAAGUAUUCAGUUAGCAAAAAUCGAGAAGAUUAAGUCUCAUCAAUUGCGGAGUCACUCAGAUUCUCUCGAGCAAGACUACUUUAAAUUCAAACAGUAUAAAACUCUGACAGCAUCAACCCUCGAGGCUUUGAUAUGUCGAUUAGAUGAGGAAGAAACGGAAACUGCUGAAAACGAUGUACAUCUCAAAUUCAAAUAUGACGAGUUUGAUAGACAGGAGGCUGACCUGGAUCAAAAUUCACUGUCCCACAUUCCAGAAGUUUAUUUUGAUGCUGACUUCAGGCUGGAUGAUCCAAAGAUCUUUUCGCGAAUUCUCAAGAAUAAAACGAUCUUGGAUGAUACAACUGAUUUCAAUCCAGACGGCACUAAGAAAGUCAAACUGGAAAGCGACGAACUACAGGAAAAUCUGUCAUCUUAUUUGGACAUCAUAGAAGUCCAGUUGAUUAGGGAAAUUUCUAGAUCUUCGGGCUCUUUUUUUAGCGCUCUUGAUGAUUUAAAGAGUACUACUGCGAAAUCAAAAAAACUAGUCACUAGACUUCGAAAAUUGGACGCCCGACUUCAAACCGUGGAGGAAUCUCAGGCAAAUAGAGCAAUGGAAAUACUGGAUUUAACAAAGAAGCGGAGAAAUGUCGAGAAACUGGAACAGGCUUUGGUUCAAAUCUUCACCAUUUUGCAUCAAGCAGAUAUGGCCGAGACAUCGUAUUAUAAUGCCAAUUAUGGGAAGGCCUUAGAACUCGCAGAUUCAGUUUUUGCUUUGAUUCGGGGAAAUAACCCUACUCAUACUCUCGUGGACCUGAUAGCUGAGAAUUGGCCAUUUCAAUUGCUUGAUAUGAACAGGAUAUCAGCUCUGAUUCCUUUGAAAAAACUACUUGUUAACUUGAUUGCUGAUAUUGGGAAGUCUUAUUCAAAGCUUUUCAACGAUACUUUGAUAAAUGAUCUUAGAGAUCAUUAUGAACACGUUCCACAAACCGAAACAUUGAAAAGAUUAGAUCAAAAUCUAAACCGUGGAAAAUGUUUGGAUACAGCCAGUAUAAAUUUGGAUUACGAGCAUCUCGAUGAACACUUCGUUUCCCGGUUGAAAGAGUAUUUAAACGGCCUUGCAAGAUGCGGUGAACUGAAGGCUUCUUUCAGCAUGUAUCAAGAGAAAUUUCUAUUAGAAUUGAAAGGCAUCAUUCGUGCCAAUCUGUUUCCAGAAAAUACUGAUAUUGGCACAAAAGGCAGCAUUUCAGGAAUUUCGGAUGGGACUAGGAGCACAUCUGCACAAAAUAAUGGUCCAGGAGGGUUGGCGACUACGGUGAAAACGAUGACCCCUCGCGAAUUUGAAGAUCUGCUGCUGAAAACCUAUACACAGCUCUCAGAAGCUUUGCGUCGCUUGACAACUCAUAGAAAAGUCUUAUUAGGGAUGGCAUUAGAUGCAUUAGCUGCAUUGGACCCUUCUUUCACGGAAAAUCAACCAGACAUGGCAUUGGACUUUGACUUGACUAAUGCGAUAGCGGAGUCGAUUGACGUAGCGCAAAGACGCAUGGCGAAAAUAAUCAAUGUUCGUGAAACUCAGAAUUCCUCCAUUACGCUUGAAUAUUUCAUGCGAUUCUUCAGUCUCAAUGCCAUGUUCCUGGUUGAAUGUGAGCUUAUCUCUAGUGGCGCUUCGAGGACAUCAGCUCUGCAAGACGUUAUGACCAACCAACUCAAAAAAUUCAAUACACAGUUUCACCGGACCACAUUGAGAAUUGCAUCCCAACUGAUAGAAAAGGAAACGUGGAAAGAAUGCACGAUUUCUUCUGCUACGCAACUACUCUUGAAUCAAAUUCUAGAUGCUUCUUCCAAUGACUUCAACGAUUUCCUUUGGCAGCAAGAGUGUUCUAUUUUCAAUGCCAUACCGACGCAAGAAAUACAACAGACCAAUUCAAAUGAAAGGAAGACAAUAGUGAUCGAUGGAAAAUCUAUUAUUGUGCCUGAAAUAACUUCAGAAAUUCUGAAGAUGAUAAAAAAUUACCUACUAAUCAAAAUGAAGUUUGGUGCAUCAAACGACAACUACAUCAUCGAGUUUCUUAGACUUGUCAAUACGAAAUGUCACCAGGCUGUCUUAGGAGCUCAAGCUACACGCACAGCAGGGCUGAAACAUAUUACUCCAAAAUACCUCGCCGUUGCAUCCCAGUUCGUGGGAUUUAUGUUUUUUUUAACACCAUACCUACAACAAUUCUUUAGUAAGUAUCCGAAGACUGACGGCCAUAUUAUAGAAGAAUUUCAAAAGGUUGCAGAAAUAUUUCAUGAUCACCAGGUCGAAAUAUUUGAUAAGCUCACCACGCUGAUGACAGACAGGAUUAACGUUCAUGCUGUCGAAAUAAAAUCGAUCGAUUGGUCUAGCCCUCUCCAACAUCAACAAGUACAUCAAUACAUGGAGACCAUUGUCAAAGAGACACUAACAAUUGCAAGAGUUCUCCAAAGGUAUUUACCAGAGGAGCAGUAUGCCCGUGUCCUUUCCAGCAUAUUCAGAGGAUAUGAACACUCCCUUAUUGACAUUUACACAAAAAUUGGGUUAAAAGAUUCUGUGGAAAAAGCGGUGGUAAUGCGAGACAUUGAUUAUUUUAGAGAUAGGCUGGGUGAGGUGACAGGAUAUGAAAAUUCAGGGCAACGGAUUUGGGAAUGUGUCAACACGUUGUCGACCGAAGAAGAUUCUCGUAUGCAGGCCGUGAUGCCAAACAAUCUCAUUUUCAAAGAACAACGCAUCGACGAGAAAAACUUACAGAACCAAGAUGAGGAUUGCGCUUUAAAAAGCGAGAAUACCUCUUAA